Molecule: messenger RNA, 7992 nt
Organism: Perca fluviatilis (European perch)
Lineage: Eukaryota; Metazoa; Chordata; Actinopteri; Perciformes; Percidae
Product: phosphofurin acidic cluster sorting protein 1
Exons: 24
Coding region: 433-3150 (905 amino acids)
Biological process (GO): protein localization to plasma membrane
Molecular function (GO): transmembrane transporter binding
Source: RefSeq, a predicted model, not a curated record
UCGUGCUUCACGUCCUCUAACUGAAGAGGCGUAGCUCUUUGCUCUCUGCUCAUUGUGCGACUACGGCGAGAGAAAUUUCCGCUUCCUGCGCCGAUAAACACCCCCCAACCAAAACCAAGUUGGGGUAGGGAGAAGACACACAGACGUACGCGGGGAUUUGCCGCCUGACUACGGGUUUAAACCCCCCCCUGACGACUGCAAUGGUUUCACUAUCAGGCGGCGAAUAGCACAAAACGUUAUCAACUUUACGUUCACACUGUACGUUACACGGGAGCGUUUCGCGCAUUUGCACUGCAGGAGCCUCUGAAAAAAAAUAAGGCUAAGGAAGGAGGAGGACCACAGAAAAAAGGACAACACACACACAGAGAAGCCAGGCUACUACGGGUUUUCCUCCUCGCAGCUCCGACUGAAAGCCCGUUUUCAGCCUCCAGGAUGUCGGAGCGAGGAGGGCUCCCGCGGACUGGGGGCGUCCCUUCGCCGCACAUGCAGCCCUCCAAGCCGGUCUGCAUCACCUCCAACCGGCCGGUCCACAUGAACCUGUACGCUACCUGGGAGGUGGACCGCUCCUCACCCAGCUGUGUGCCCAGGCUGUUCAACCUGACUCUGAAAAAGCUGAUCAUGCUAAAGGAGCUGGAUAAAGACCUCACCUCCGUGGUCAUCGCCGUCAAACUGCAGGGUUCAAAGCGGAUCCUGCGGUCCAACGAGAUCCUGCUGUCCUCAGCGGGACUGACAGAGACCGACCUGCAGCUCACCUUUUCCCUGCAGUACCCACACUUCCUAAAGAGGGACGCCAACAAGCUUCAGAUCAUGCUGCAGCGACGGAAGCGAUACAAGAACCGGACCAUCCUGGGCUACAAGACCCUGGCCCUGGGACUCAUCAACAUGGCCGAGGUGAUGCAGCACCCCAGUGAGGGGGCCCAGGUCCUGGGGCUCCACAGCCAGCUGAAGGACGCCUCGGUGCCCGUCGCUGAGAUCAGAGUCUACUCACUAUCCAGCCAGCCCAUCGACCAUGAGGGACCCAAAGCAAAGAUGUCUGAUCGCUCCCCAGACAUCGACAACUACUCCGAAGAGGAGGAAGAGAGCUACUCGUCAGAACAGGAGGGCAGCGACGACCCCAUUCAUGGACAGUACCUAUAUGACGAAGAAGACGAGGUGAGAAAAAAGAAGCCGAGGCGCAAGCUCCCUUCCAAUGCCGCCAUCACCAGACAACCCAACAUCAAGCAGAAGUUUGUCGCCUUGCUGAAAAGGUUUAAAGUCACCGAUGAGGUCGGUUUUGGCCUGGAGCAUGUGUCGAGGGAGCAGAUCCAGGAGGUGGAGGAGGACCUGGACGAGCUCUACGACAGUCUGGAGAUGUACAACCCCAGCGACAGCGGGCCGGAGAUGGAGGAGACCGACAGCAUCCUCAGCACACCCAAACCUAAGCUAAGGCCCUUCUUUGAGGGAAUGUCUCAGUCCAGCUCCCAGACGGAGAUCGGCAGCCUGAACAGCAAAGGCAGUUUGGGUCGAGACACUUUCAGCCCGCAGGGGGAGCAGCCUGCUUUAGAGAAGAUGAAACACUCUCGCAGCCGCAACCUGGAGGAGGCCCUGUCUGAGACUGACACACUGGAGCUAACAGAUCAGGAGCCGUUUGCUGAGGUGGGCCCCUGCAUCAUGGUGUCAGUAGCAGAGAAACCCCGUACACCUCUGAAGAGCAGCAAAAGUGAAAUUCAGGCCAUGCCAUCGCCAAGGUUGGACGGGGGCCAUACACCCAGACAAAAGCGCAUUAGCACUCCCAUGAAGGAGAGACAGCUGUCCAAACCCUUGAGUGAACGGACCAACAGCUCAGACUCGGAGAGAUCCCCGGAGCUGGGACACAGCACGCCGCUCCUGAGGAAGGCAGUGUACGACCAGCUGAACCAUAUUCUUUUGUCGGACUCCGCCCUCCCAGAGAGCCUGAUCUUGGUCAACGCCACUGACUGGCAGGGUCAGUAUGUUGCAGAGCAGCUCCAGGUACAGAGGCACCCGGUGGUCUGCACGUGUUCGUCGGCUGAAAUCCAGGCGGUGCUGUCAGCUGUGCUCACUCGCAUCCAGAAAUUCUGUAACUGUAACUCGUCCAUGCCCAGAGCGGUGAAAGUGGCGGCGGUGGGCAGCCAGAGUUACCUAGGAGCCAUCCUGCAGUUCUUUGUCACUCAGCUCGCCAGCAAGACGUCCGACUGGCUCAACCACAUGCGCUUCCUGGUCGUGCCUCUGGGCUCCCACCCGGUUGCCAAGCACCUCGGCGCCCUUGACAAUCGCUACAGCUCCUCCUUUCUGGACGGGGCGUGGAGAGACGUGUUCAGCCGCUCUGAGCCGCCACAGACAGAUCAGUUGGAUGUAGCGGCAAGAAUCUCCCAGUACAUUAGUGGAGCCACAGUCACACACCAGCUGCCCAUCGCUGAGGCCAUGCUCACCUGCAAACACAGAACGCGAGAUGAAGACUCCUACCAGAAGUUUAUUCCUUUUAUAGGGGUGGUGAAGGUUGGUCUUAUCGAGUCUGGUCCUUCUCCAACAGGAGAUACAGAAGAGGGCGUGGCGGUGAGUUUGGCUGUCCCAUCCACGUCUCCCCCCUCCCACAGCUCACCCACAGGGAUGAUUAAAGAGGCAGCCACGCCUCCCUCCUCCCCCUCUACGGGCAGCGUCCUGACAGUACAAGGGAGUCCCAGUAUGUCUCACGGCGUGGACGCCAUCGGCCUGCAGGUCGACUACUGGCUGGCCUCCCUGGCUGAGAAGCGGAGGGAGGGCGAGCGACGUGACACGGGCUGCAAGAACACACUGAAGAGCGCCUUCCGCUCACUGCAGGUCAGCAGGCUCCCAGGCGGGGGCAGCAGCGACCCACAGGCCCAGGUCAGCACCAUGGCCAUGACCGUGGUCACCAAGGAGAAGAACAAGAAAGUUCCCACCAUCUUCCUGGGAAAGAAGCCAAGGGAGAAGGAUGUAGACUCAAAAAGCCAGGUCAUUGAAGGCAUCAGCCGACUCAUCUGCUCUGCCAAGCAGCAACAGACCAUCCUGAAAGUGUCCAUAGACGGCGUGGAGUGGAACGACGUUAAGUUCUUCCAGCUGGCCGCCCAGUGGCCCACUCACGUCAAAUACCUACCUGUCGGACUUUUCGGCUACAGCAAGCCCCAAUCUUAGGGGUUCUCUGGUCCUGACUUGACCCUCAGCUCUCCUCGAUCCUGUAACACUUUUGCGCAAAGACCCCGCCUCAUAGCACCUGCAGAUCUGAGAGAAGACGUCGAGUGGCUGGACUGUUUUCAUUCGUUAGUUUCAUUUUGGCUACAGCCGUCUUAUUUCUCUUUGGAAAGGAGAGGCCGAGGAGGAAGAGGGUGGUGCUGGGGUGCAGCGUUGUUACUAGUCACUUUAAUGCCCCUUUUUGUGUGUGUUUGUGUGUGUGGCGAGUGUGCAUGCACCCGUGAAUGUACAGUGUGUCUGUGUGUAUGUGUGUGGGUGUUUACAUGGGGCUUACAGCACAAGUUUAUUAGCUAACUGCCAUUUACGUUUCCGUUCUAUGGAAUGCAAUAGCAUGCAACAACUCACCGUUUUUAAGCCCUUAAAGUCUGACCCUCAACUUUUCGACCUCUUCAAGGUCCCACUCAUCUCACUCGAUCAAGACCUGAUCCACACAAGCAUGCUCACAGAUACACCACUCAUGUGCCGCAAAACAAUUUAAAAUAAAAAAGUAUCACAAUAGAGCUUCAGUGUUUGCAUGAGCUAGCGAAAACACAAAGAAAAGUCUCCUCUGUUCACAAAAUGCUGUCAAAUACCAGGCCUGCAUGGGAUGAAUUUCAACAGAUUCCCUUCAAAAACAGUACUUUUAUUUUUUAUUUCAAGGGCUUCCAUAUAAUUUAGAAUAUUUUUUUCUGUACCAAAAUAUUCAAAAUAAUUCAUUUGGAUGUCUAAUGCCAAAUGUUUCCUUUCAAAAAAGAAUAUAUAUAAAGGGGAAGUGUUUUUUAAAAUUGUGUUAUUGUGAAAAAUAGAAAAACCUUCCCUUGCGCUGUUUUGUGAUGCAUAGUGUACGUUUUUGUGAAGAGUUCCAGAAUUUCAGGGCAGGGGCUACUGUAACACGUAGGUUUCUUUAUCUUCUUAUUUGCUAUGCACUUAAAAAUACACAUCCGGGGGUUUGUAGAGUAUAGCUGAAUAGAUUAACCCAAGCAAAUAUGCAACCUGAAACUGAAAAAACAAAAUGCAUAUUUAAACAGUCCAAAACUCAGCAGCGUUGAUGGGAACGUGAUGGAUAAACUCUGUUUUUCCAUGAGUAUCUUUACCGCAAAAAUAAGAGUUAAACACCUGCAAUAAAGCACAAUGUUGUUUGCCAGUUGUCCCCAUAACAAUCUUUCUUUGUUGGCAACAGACUGGCAGCUUUCUCUUCAGUGAAAACAGUGGACCUGGUAAAAAAAAAAAAAAAAAAAGAUUUAUAAGCAUUUUCCAUUUCUCUUCAGACUUCUUAAUAACCUUAAUUUUAUCAGGAAAAAAAAAAGUAUUUGGGUUGAUGUCAGUUGUUUUGACACAGUUCUGCUACAGGCUUUCUCUAGGAUGUCUUGAGGUGAUUAGUGAGUGUACAGUAACUGGUAACAAGUGUGCUUGUAUGUGGUGAAAUAAAUGUAAUGUGGUCAGAAACUUAAAAAAACUAAAUCACUAAAUAGAAGGAAUACUUUUUUCUACCAUGUGACAGAGAGCAUGCAAAUGGUGUGUGUGUGUGUGUGUGUGUGUGUGUGUGUGUGUGUGUGUGUGUGUGUGUGUGUGUGUGUGUGUGUGUGUGUGUGUGUGUGUGUGUGUGUGUGUGUGUGUGUGUGUGUGUGUGUGUGUGUGUGUGUGUGUGUUGCACUGUGUGUUGAUGAUGUGGCCAUUAUCAAUAUCAUUGAUUAUCAGAUUAGGACUGCAAAAGCUGCAAUGGUCGUUCUGUUUACUUUGUAGCCUGGCACAAGGCAAAUUCAGAUUUUCCACCACUAAACACAAUAAAAUACAAAAUCACAUAAUAAAAUUCUGUUUUAUUGAAAUAUGUCGAUUGAAAUUCAACUAAUUUCGGUGCAAAUCCAAGAAUGUUAUCUGCAACAGUAGUUUAUAAUAAUUGUCAUAAAAGCAACAUGCAAUGCUUAACGGGCCCGUGUAGCUCUGCCUUGUGUCACCUACAUCGUAACACUCACCCAUCUCCGGUAAAGUAUUUGAAAAAUUGUUUUUAUUAAUAGUCUUAAUGCCAAUGUCUUUGAUUUAAAUGCUGUUUUUGUUGGUUUGAAAAUAGAUUGUUUUAGACAGUUGUUUUUUUUUCUCUCGAUAUUACACUGUUACAGUUGUGAUGUCAGCAGCACGUCUCUAACUCGGCUCAUUUUUCGGUUUGACAGCACCUGUUACACGUAUAGGUUUCACACCGGAGGGUUUGCUUGUUUGUUCAUUCUCGUAUUUGGUCAACAGCUCAUCUGUGACCACUGAACAAACACUCAGUUUGGCAUUGAUUUGAUUAGAAGUACUUCCAAAUAUUUGAAUGUAUUGAAUUUAGUUUACAUGUGCAGUUUUAACGCACAAGUAGAUGUGUUACUACAAUAUAAUCAUUUGGUGUUGUUUGGCCUGUGCAGUCAUUUUCAAGUCUGCAUGAACAGUUGACAGACAGCCAGUCUGGAUACUUUUCCUGAACCUUUUUGUGUUAACAACAAAAACCAAACAGCACCCCCUUUGAAACCAGUCAUUUUUCUUUACUUGUGAUGCUGACAACCAGUUAAGGGCUUGACAGACAGACUGACUGAUAGCCUUCACACACGGGCUGGGUUUCAGUGUGUUGAUGUACUGUGUUGAUGUGCUGUAGUUUGACUGUAGUUUGAUUUCAUUCCAAAAAUAAUUACAUUUGAAAAUACUGACACUAAAAAGCAUACAUCAUUUGUUCUUAUGAAACCUAAUCUUAAGACAUUUGCUAUAAAAAAAAAAGUACAUUCAUCUCGGUACCGCUUUAAAAUAACCCAUACCAAUUUGUCACUAAUGACUUCAUUAACGUUAAUAAAUAAUUAUAAGAAUGCAUUGAAGUUCAUGAUUGAUCUGCUAUUAUGCAUUAAUUAGGUCCCUCUGGUUAUUUAACAAUAUAUCAAUAUAAAAACAAUAUGGUUCUUACAACUGCACUUGUUUUUUAACAAUGGGUCAAAUUAUUACAUGGGAUUUGAAAUCUGUGGCUCAUAGUGACAAACACCCAGAAAAGAAUCACCCAACUCUUCAGUUCCCUUCAGGUCUACAGAGCGUUUCAGCUCAUUGUUUUGGUGUAAGGGCCUGUAACUACCAAUUUGGGUUCACUCUCAUGGCCCUCAUCAGCCAUCGCAAGCAGCUGAUUUCAUCUGAAAACCCAGUGUACUCUACCUGCUCAGCACCAAACAGCAGACAGACGCCGUUAGCAACUACCUGGGGAACAUAGUGGAGCAUUUAGCAGCUAAAGAGCCAGAUAUUUACCUCAGGAGUUGGUGGAGACUCAAACAGAGCAAAAAUGAGAGUGGAUAUAGGACUGGAAUUCAUAAGGUGGCCAGUAACACAGCUCAACUUGAAUGAUAGUGUUGCUAUUAAGAUCUGUAGUGUAAAUAAGAUAAAUAUAUAAGAUAUAGUGUAGAUGAACCAAAGGGAUCCUUCAACCAAAUAUGCCAACACAGUCUAAUUUACUUUAUUCAUUGUAAUAGCAUCUUGCUGAUCUUUUUUAAAUAUUUAAUAAAGUUUAGUGACAACUUAGAAUGUUUUUUUAUUUUAAUUAUACUUUAUUAUGAAAUGGUACCGUGCUUUUUUACAUUUGGAAAAUGGAUUCCAAAAUUAGUCUUUUCAAAAUGUAUUUACUUUUUUGGAAUGAAAUGCUUGAUUUUUUUUUUUUUUACUGAAACUGGAGGGUCAAUGAUCUUGUAUCUGCUGUUAGAGACAACCUCUACUAACUCAAAAUGCUCUUUGCCUUGUAGUGUUGGUAGCGUAAUUAAUGCAAUCAUGUGAAUCUAAACUUUUCCUAAAUGGUAUAUUGAUGCCUCUUUUCGCUUGCAGCCUCCACAGAGAGGUUAAAGGUCAACUGAUUCCCAGCUUACUGCUCACUGAUUGAACUGAACUUGGAAAUAUUUGUCUGAAAGAGAACGUUAAAAACAAAAUCACUGCCAAAACUAAAAUGUGAAGAAAUUGUGAUUAUAUUCAGAUAGAUUUAUGGAGGUUUUUGGGGAGGUUGCUGAUAACUGAAACCAACACAAGUGAUGCUUGUUCUGAAGUCACAAUUUCAAUGUUCACAGCCAUGUUCAGCAGCUUUUCUUGAUCUUUCAUCACCAACUAUCCCAUCAUUCUUACAGUUUACACGUUUUCCUAAAGUCUCUUUUAAAAACGCUGGUUGUUCUGUAAGUCUUGAACUUGUUCCUGUGUGUUUUUACCUGUACCUCUGUAUCUGUGUCGGCCGGUGUUUGUGACAGUGUAACGAUGGUUCCUCUGACCUUGACUAGUCGUGGUUAGAGAUUAGGAGCUGUUUGGUCCAUCAAUAAUCUCUGUCAGUGAUCAGCAGUGUCUUUUCUCUCCACCGUCCUCAGAUAUACCUCUGACGAUGAGAGAGUCUUCUUCACCAGGCAUCCACAAGCUUAGCUUUCUAAAGUCAUGUGAAAUGAUAUUGUUCCCAUUCCCUAACAGCUUGUAAAUUCCGCCGUGUGUCCUCAUGGGAACAGGAUUUCCCUAUAAAAGCAGUAGAUUUCUGCUCAGCUCAGAGUGUCCUAAGCUUGUGGACUUGUGGAGAGUAUUUUGCACAUUCCAUUGUUUCUUCAGCAGCAGUCUUCAGCUUUUUUGCCUUUUGCCUAUAACAAUAAUUAUGAUAAACUAUAAUGCUUGUACAUAUCAGAUAGUACUUGUUAUAUUAGUUCUGUUCUUUGUAUUAAUUUGACAUGUUUUGUAGUACUGCUUUUUCAUGAUUACUUUUGUCAAUCAAACAGAUGUGGAGAUUAGAAGUGUUCAUUGUUUCAUUUGUUUUUUUUAAAUAAAAAUAUUCCUGAUUUGUAA